Messenger RNA from Gigantopelta aegis, 1255 nucleotides. RefSeq lists its product as uncharacterized. The record is from RefSeq and is a predicted model, not a curated record. The transcript is spliced from 9 exons. Bases 127 to 531 code for a protein of 134 amino acids. NCBI's taxonomy places the organism in Eukaryota, Metazoa, Mollusca, Gastropoda, Neomphalida, Peltospiridae.
GACAAUAGAACGACGUCACAUCACAGUCUGAACUCAACUUGAAAUUAUAUUAAAACGAUCUAAUAUCUUUUUUUAAAUUCAAGUAAAUUGAUUUGAAGUUAUAUUUGUGCUUGUUAUUAUCCAAGAAUGUCCGAGGACGACACCUUUAAGAGUUUCCGGUAUCCACCACUGUCAACUGCACUUGCCACAAACCAUAUACCUAACCUUGAAAGGGCAGUUGCGUUUAAGAGUGAUUUCAGGUUAAAACCACCUUCGCCGCCCCCAUUGGAAGAGCUCGAAUCAGAGUCAGUAACUGUUAUCUACGAAAUAAAGAGAAUACUACCAGUACAGCAACCCGUACCGAAGAAAAUCGAGGAAGUCGACCUGGGGAUCAAAAUAUCUUUAUUACCAUCACUAGCAGACGACAUAAUAAGAAUUGAAAAGGUAUUAAGGAACACUAUCAUAGAAUUGCCUGCACUGAGAAAUAGAACACGAAGAAGACGCAAAUAUGUUUUUGUUCCCAACUCUAACCAAGGAGUUCAAUCGCAUUAAAAAAAAAAAGACCACCAAAAUCUUGGAUUGUGAUCUUCCAUGAGCAAAAACCCCCCCAAAAACCCUGUUGUUUUGAUUAGCGAACUUAUAAAGUUACUCUGUACCGUGGCAUAAAAAUUAUGAAUUGGUUUUAAGUUUCUAUUACCCAUAUAUUUCAAGUCUUAAUGUAAUCAGAAGUGUUUACAAAAUUUAGCUGUUGUUCUUGUGAAUUUUUAUAUUAGUUUCGCUAUAGGCUUAGACUUCAUAUAAAUAGCAAAGAUGAUAUGCUAUUUGAUUUUUAAGGAAUAGUCUGUUUAUUCAUGAAUCCUUUUAUAGUAUAUACACAUUUAUAGAGUAUCAAUACAAAAUGUACAUUAAUAAAAAUCUAGACUUGAAAUUAUGUUUUAUGUUGCCACACAUUGUAUGCCAGACAUCGGGAGUGUGUGUGUGUGUGGGGGGGGGGGGGGGGGAGAAAGAGUGUGCCUUCCUUAGGUCUAUGGUGUACACCGAUUGCCCACGACUCCCUGGCAAUAUUUCGUCCACAUUUUUGGCCAAUUUGCAAUUUUAUAUUUUUUUUGACAAAUAUAAGAUGUGCGGUGACCCUCCUCAACAGUUGAUCCUAUCGAUGCAAUUCUCAAAUAACUUCAGAACAAAAUAAAUUUUCAAAAUGUGUAUUGUGAUAUACUCACAAAGUUGCUACAACUUGCCAAAUUUCACCUCAAUACAUACUGAUGAAUAAAAAGAU